Molecule: messenger RNA, 294 nt
Organism: Colletotrichum lupini
Lineage: Eukaryota; Fungi; Ascomycota; Sordariomycetes; Glomerellales; Glomerellaceae
Product: 40S ribosomal protein S29
Exons: 3
Coding region: 1-294 (97 amino acids)
Biological process (GO): translation
Cellular component (GO): cytosolic small ribosomal subunit; ribosome
Molecular function (GO): structural constituent of ribosome; zinc ion binding; RNA binding
Source: RefSeq, a predicted model, not a curated record
AUGUCUCACGAGUCUGUCUGGAACUCCCGCCCCCGCAACUACGGCAAGGGCUCCCGCUCUUGCCGUGUCUGCAAGCACACCGCCGGUCUCAUCCGCAAGUACGACCUCAACCUGUGCCGUCAGUGCUUCCGUGAGAAGGCCAAGGACAUCGGCUUCAACAAGGUAUGCGAAACACAGAUAACCCUGGGGACCUACGAUCGACUUUGGCCUGAGCCUUUUACCCCUCUACCGUUAAAUUGUCCAAAACUCCGAGACGGCAAAGGAUGGGAACUUGGUGAAGGUGGUUGGGCAUGA